Racocetra fulgida is the source of this 1552-nucleotide messenger RNA. The record is from the annotation of a GenBank genome assembly. NCBI's taxonomy places the organism in Eukaryota, Fungi, Glomeromycota, Glomeromycetes, Diversisporales, Gigasporaceae.
AUGUCAAAUUGCGAUAAGGGUGAUGGUGGAGGUGAUAAACCUAGUAAAGCAUCACAGGUAGCUGGUGAAAUCUAUGAAACAGCAAGCCUCAUAGCAAUUCCAUUCUCUAAAUUCGUGCCAAUUAUAAACGAUAUUGUGAGUUUUACUGAUGAAAUAACAGGAAUAUAUCAGUCUGCGGAACAUAAUAAACGAAUUAGUCGUGUAUUAGUUGAUAGAGUUGCUGCGGCUGACUCUUCAAUUCGUUUAUUAAAAAUACAUAAAGAUGAUAAUAAAGAUUUUUUUAAUCAAGAAAAUUUUGUGAUCAUGCAAAAACUUUCUGACAACAUACAAAAGAUAAAAAAAUUUAUUGCUGAAGUAACGCAGUUAAAAGGAUUAACAAAAUAUAUUCAUGCGAAAUCCAUCGAAAAUACUUUCUUUGAAUUAACUUCCGAAUUUGAUGGAUACACAAAUACCUUGAAAUUUGGUAUCGCUAUUGACACUCAAGCUCGUACUAAACGAAUUGAAGAUGAAACAAAGAUCAUACAAGAUGAUCUCGAAGAACUUCAUCAGAGUCUUAUUUUGGAUUCAAAAACUAAUCAAGAUCAAAUUCAAGAGGCGAUUGAUAUUCAAAAUCAGCCACUUAAACUCGCUGAUUUUAAAGAAACUGACGAAACACGUGGAAAAAAAAUCAAGAAACAUAUUCGCCUAAUUGAUAGUGAAGCUGUUGCUUUUAAACUUGUAGCUGAUGAAUCUGAUACUCCUGCGGUCAAGAAUGAUAUACGUAGUCAUGUCGCUAUUCUUAUGAAACUUAAGGAUUGCCAUCAAAUAAUUCAAUUUUAUGGUCUUGUUUCUGAUGGCGAGAGACGUUAUUUAGUGUCUGAAUGGGCUGAACUUGGUAACUUACGAGAAUUUUAUGAAAAUUAUGGUGGCCCUAUUGAUGCUAGGAUAAAAAUAAAUAUUGCGGUUGACAUUGCUCGUGGUUUAAACUUUUUACGAGCCAUAGUUCAUCGCGAUAUUCGACCUGAAAAUAUCUUGAUAAAAGCGAAUGAAACUGCCAAAAUUGCCAACUUUUCACUUAGUAGACACUUUAGAGAUGAAACAAGGAGAUUGGCUGUGUCAUUACAAACUGUUCGUUACUCUGCUCCUGAAAUGUUAUACAGAAAUACUAACAAAUAUAAUACUAAAUGUGAACAAAAAGUUCCAUAUAAGCACCUUGAUGACAUUAUGGAAAUUAAAAACCGUGUAGAUAAAGAAAAAUAUCCCGUUGGCGCAGAUCCAGACUUUAGGCCAACUAUAACAGAAAUGUUCAAAACACUUAAAAAACUUCAGGAAAAUUUACUUUCGCAUAGGCCUGUGACUCCUAUAAAUGUACCCAGUGAACCCACUUGUGAAACUAAAGAAAUUCCGCAUAUGCUACUUACUCCCGAUGAUGAUGAUAAUAUUAAAGUUUCUGAGGUUAUUAACUUUGCUGAAUUUAAUUAUAUGACAAUGAAAGAAGCUGCAUUAGCUCAUCGCGUUACUAACGGAAACUUAGAAAUGGCUUACAAAUGCUUCAAUGCAUAUGCAAAAUCAG